This is a messenger RNA of Gigantopelta aegis, 2215 nucleotides long. RefSeq lists its product as uncharacterized. Bases 16 to 2052 code for a protein of 678 amino acids. The transcript has 2 exons. NCBI's taxonomy places the organism in Eukaryota, Metazoa, Mollusca, Gastropoda, Neomphalida, Peltospiridae. The record is from RefSeq and is a predicted model, not a curated record.
GCCAUUUGCAUCACAAUGAUCAGGUUUAGUCACCUUUUCAACCAGUUAAAACAAGAUGGGAUACUGCCAUCUAGCCAAAAGUCGAAUGAUGAAAAGAAUUAUGACAUCUGUGAUGAAGUAGCCAUCCGUGCUGAAAUAUCCCUUCGUGCCGAACAAGAUCUUGCCGAAAAGCCAAAGGAGUCUGCCGAAUAUGAUCCCGUUGGGACUGCUCCUGCCACUGUUGGGCCUACUCCUGAAGAAAAGUCCUACCAAGACAGUGACUACGAUGGAGAUGAUCACGCCUCUUUGUCAAGUGGUUCCCUCUACAAACCUGGUUCUCAGGACAUAGAUUCAACUGAUGAUUCAAAUGCAGGUGUUGAUCAACAUGCAUGCGAUCUCCAUGCUUUUCUGUACGAUGGAAUCAGCGUCAAUAAUAACAAUGCUAUACAACCACCAGUUGCUAAAAGACCAAGAACUGAUCAGGAGAAACAAGUGCGAAAUAAAAAAAUGUAUCCAAUGCUGGCACCGUGUGGGGAAAAGUGUCGGAAACAGUGUACCCAACAUAUUUCUACUGAGCAACGUGUGAAGAUACAUGAUGAAUUUUGGACAAUGGAUUACAAUAAAAGGCGGAGGUGGGUCUACUUUCACGUAAAGACUACAAAAACGAAACGUCCACGAAAGGAAUCUACAGGAGCCAAACCGAGAGAAAAAACAAGGUUAUAUGUUUGUCCAGAUGAAAAGAGCCAAGAAACAUUCGUAUGCAAAACCUUUUUUUUUUUGCACACCCUUGGGUUUCGUAGCGACAAAGUAGUCACUACCGCUUUGUCAUCUACACCAGAGGGCGCCAUUUCCCCUAUGCCUGAUGCUAGAGGAACCCAUGCCCCAAAGAACAAACUUAAAGAUGAAAUAAGUGAUGCAAUGCGUGACCACAUCAGAUCCUAUAACCCAGCCAUCAGCCACUACAGGAGAGAGCAUGCACCAUAUCGGCUGUAUCAGCCACCAACCUUCAGUAUCAAUGAGAUAUUUUCAGAUUUUAAGGAAACACCUGUUGGUAGAGAGGGGGUAUGUUACGAAACCUACAGGAAAGAAGUGACUAAAAUGAACAUUAGUUUCGCUAAAUUAGGAGAGGAAGAAUGCGAGGUAUGCUUGGUCCUUGAAAAACAUGCCCAUGAAAAUGAUGACCCUGCACAGUGCAGUUUGUGUAAGGAAUGGCGAGAUCACGUUGAAAACUUCCGCAUUAGCAGAGAAAUGUACCAAGCUGAUAUUAAGAUGGUUCAUCCAGAUAAUGAAGCAUAUUUCAGUGUCGACAUGCAAAAGGUGAUUAUGAUGCCCCGCCUUCCUGGCAACAAAACUUCCAUUUUUACGAGACGUCUUGUGUUGUUCCGUGAGACCUUUGCGCCACUUGGCAAGUCGUCUAAGGACAAACCAGUUUGCGGUAUCCUCUGGCAUGAGGCUAUUUCCGGGCGGAAUGCAGAAGACAUCGCCAGUGCCAGGGACUGUACGGUCUUUGUAUUUUGGGCGGACAAUUGCACUGCUCAAAACAAAACUUGGACACUCUUUACGGCACUUACUUGUGAGGUAAACAAACAAGGUGGACCAGAUGUGGUCAGAAUUAAGUACCUAGAAAAAGGCCACACCUUUAUGUCAGCGGACUCGUUUCAUGCUAGAAUUGAAAUGGGUCUACGAGCUAAAAGAAAUGUGUAUGAUUUUGAUGACUUCUGUGAAGUUGUUUCGAAAUUUGGGAAGGCACUGCCCAUGGAACACACCGAUUUCUACAAGUAUAAGAAUGAAUCUAGUUCCGCUGCAUUCACCAAGAAGCCCCACUUGAACAAUGUUCAAGAGGUGAUGUUUAAGCGUGGAUCCAGCAACAUAUUCUGGAAGGGUUCCUUGGCCGACGAUACUUACCAGGAUGGUGCAUUUCUGAAGAAGAAGGUAGCACGAGCAAUAUUGGGUGGACUGGAAAUCCGCCCACUUGAAGUUCCACGAGGCAUUACUGGCGCAAAAAAAAACGACAUUGUCAACAAACUUUGUCCAUUCAUGCCGCAAAAUCUGGAAGGACUUGACAGUCAAUGAUCUGGUAGUUGACUUGGUGGACCAGGGGAGUGUUGAGUGCAAUAUCACGGAAGGUUAAAGCCCCAUACACGUAGAGUAUAUUCUGCAUGGACAUACCACACAUUUUACUACACGUUUUCUGUAUUGAUAUAGAUUUUGCAAUUAAAAGAGUUACUUGAACAAU